GCAUAUUUAAUGCUUAAACAAGUUAAUAUAGAUUGAGAUAAAUCAAUUAAAACUGCCAUUUAGCUUUAAAAAAAUGGUAAAAAAAAAUAUUAUGCAAAUGGAUUUACUGCAUAUAAUUGUCGUUAAAUCGUACUAUUAUUAAUUUGCUGUUUUUUCAGCGUCAAAUGUUUCCGACACAACCAAAUUUCUAAGGGAUUUCAAGUGUGAUAAGAAUCCAGGUCAUACGCAAUUUUAUCCAGUAAAUGAUUUCUCGGUGAACCAUAUUGAUGGGAUUUGUAGAAACAAAGAUUUAUUUUUUAUUUGAUUAAAUCUAUGUCUAAACUUACUGUAAGUGUAUUUGUCACAUUCAAAAGCCAAGACAGACCCAAAACAGACAGAAAAAUCGAUAAUGUGUGACCGAAUUUUUAUGUAAGUGAAAAAAACGGUUUUAGACUGAAGACUGGAAUGAUAAUUCAGCUUUGCAAUGCUUCAGAAAAUUGAGGAUUAUGCUGUCCAUGUCAAAACUUUAAUCGAUCUUGUGUACAAACACAUAUGUGGGGGAAGUUGCUUAUACUUACUUCCAGCACUGUUGUUUAUGAUAACAAUGAAGCAGAGAAAACAUGUUUUAAUUUGUUUUACGACUCAUACUCAAAAGAAACAGUCACUUUGUAUGGCAGUUGUAUAAAUGAAAUCAAUGUUGAUGAAGGUUGGUGCAUUGUAGAGUGUGCCACUUGUAAUAUAGAUCUACUAAUUAAGCUAGAUUAUUUGAUCAAAGAAUGUAGUAUUAAAGUGACUAAAGUCAACAAUACAUGGAAAGAACAUGGUCACACAAGUUCUUUCGUUUGUAUUGUGUCUCACCCUCACGAUUUCCCUAAACAAGUCACAAUGGGAUAUUGGAAAGAUAAGGAGGUGGUGCAAGAAAGUAAAGGUAUAGAAUAUACAAGAUAUCAGUACACAACACCUACGUGCCAUGGUAGUGCUGGAGCUUUCGUCUACAUUCUUGGAGUUAGUGAUAUAUCAGCAAAACAUUAUCACGUUUAUUUGGGUGUUAGAAAUGUAGGUUAUAAUUACUGUAGCACUGGUAAGGAAAGGAAAAAUCAAUGAAUAACUACAGAAAACAUUAAAUGAUGUAGAAAGUAGAUAGGAAAACAUAUCAUUAAACAAUAUACGUUUGAAUAUUAAUUUAACAUGUUUGAUUAUUUUUAAUAUUAUUUUGUGCACAUUUAUUAUAAGUAAGGUUUAAUUACUGGGCUAUAUUUAGAAUAGAAAAACAGUACGAAUUAUUAUUCAUGGUUGGUAAAUGGUUAAUGUAAAUAGUUUAAAGGAUAAUAUAAAAUGUGCGAUUUAUUAAAAAAAAAAGAAGACGAAAUAAUCUAAAACGUAUAUUUAAAUGCCAAAGAAAAAGUAAAAUUCAAUCUAUAUGAAAUUAAAUUCACGUCACUUUAAUGUCAAUUUGUAGUUUAUAACAAGUAAUACAAAAUAGUUAUUUAAAGCAAUUAUAUAUAUUUUUUAAUGGACUUAAACUUUCUUAGAAACAACUUAAUAGUAUAUAAAUAUAAAUUUCUUUAAGUUUUUGAAAAUCCAACUUUUAGUUUUUCGUUGUUUAUGAAUCCCG
This is a messenger RNA of Lymnaea stagnalis (great pond snail), 1594 nucleotides long. The record is from the annotation of a GenBank genome assembly. NCBI's taxonomy places the organism in Eukaryota, Metazoa, Mollusca, Gastropoda, Lymnaeidae.